AAUACUAACCAAUUAUUGUUUGGAAAAAAUAUCAUUAAAUUUACAACAAUAAGUUUAUCAAUGACAGAUCUUCUGACAGUAUUUAUUAUUUUGAUUGUGGGCGUAGCUUUAUGUUUAGCUGCGUAUUAUGGAGAAAUGUGAACUAAACGAGUAUUUAUGUUACGGUGAGACAAGCACAACUUUCUUCUCAACUCUCUCUCAACAGCGAACUUCAAAACUCUUGUCGUUCGUCCAGGUUUACUGUGCAAUCAGCACAACAUUUCUAACAGAAGCUUUGUAAGAAAACAAAAGUAGGUGGUUUUAGUUUGCAAAAUGCCACCAAAAUCUACAAAACUGUUGUUGCCAAAGUCUUUUGCAUGGGUCCGAAAUUCUCGUUUAACUGAUGAUGAGUUCCAGUCGAGGUGGGCACAGUUUUGUUGCUCCGCCGAGCAUUCAGUAGCACAAACUGAAUUUAGAAAGCACAAAAACAAUAUUCUAUUUCAAAAACGUUGGGAGCAGUGGUUAGAGAUGAAACUGGAGAGUGAUGAGAGGUAAUGGCAAUAUUUGGUUGUGCAUUACAUGUUUUGAUAUAACUAAUACCUUAAAAUUAUUCAAUUUUUUAGUCGGCGACAAGCUAAACGUCGGAAACAUGAGGAUGCAGAUUUUCAACAUGUUAAAGAACUUCAAAAACAAGAGUUGGAACAGCAACAGACUGGACAAUGAGCGUAAGGGCCAGGUCGCAGCUGAACGUGAAGUUAAAUUUCGUCAAGAACGAGAACGUGAAUUAAAGCUGCAACAGCAAGCCCAAUUUUCAUGGAAUACUGCCACCGUCCAACCUAAUGCAUCUCAAAAUAUGGAAGGUAGUGACGAAUCCAAAAGUCUGUUAGAGAUCCAACAAAAAGAAGCAAUAAAGCAAGAAAAGGAACAAGCGAGUCAGAAGAAAAAGGCACAACAAGAACAGCUCCGUCAACAACAAGCUCAACAGCAGAAAGCCAUCAAUUUAAAAUGGGUCGACAAUGCUGGUGCCGUUCCGACGAAACAGGCUCCCAUCAAAUCUUUAACUGAAAUCCAGGCAGAAGAACAAGCCAAGGUGCAAAAGCAACAAGACCAAGAACGUGAGAAGCGGGCCAUAAUUAAUCAACAACAGCAAAAACAAGCUGUAUGGAGUGCUCAGCUACCCUGGGCUGAUCGAGCCCUAGCCGGUACUGGGGGUGGAAGUAGUAAUAGCAGUGGGGGUGGUGCCAAGAAAGUAACUGGUGGAGUAUGGGAUGACUCCUCCAUGGGCUCGAUGGCGUGGAAACUGAAAGGAAGCAAUAAUCCUCUCCCCUCUUCUGCCCCUUCUUCUUCAAGCAAUAGCAACAAUCGUGGACCAGCAGUCGGAAAAAAGACCAAAGAAAUUUCGGAUGACUCGUUUAUGAAGCUAUUUUCUGUUCAACAAGACGGCGCCGCUACUAAUCAGAAAGCUGGAAUCAACCGACCAAAGAUGACACAACAGGCCGCUGAUGAGUUUACUCGCUGGUGCUCAGAUAGAAUUCAGGCCAUUGCUUCCGGUUCCGUGGACAUCCCCACAUUCGUGUCCUUCCUCAAAGAGGUUCAAUCUCCCUACGAAGUGGGAGACUAUGUUCGAUCUUAUCUUGGCGAUGGGAAGGAAGCCAAGGAGUUUUCGAGAGAGUUCUUGGAUCGGAGAUCCCGUUGGAAGAAUGCACACAAGGGGAACGGAUCAACUUCACCAAUGGAGGAUAAUUUGUGCCGACCAGCCUCUGUCACCAACCCGAAGUCCAGUAACACAAUCAUUUCAGAUCGCGUAGCGUUGCAAAUCCUGCCCAAUAACCAACCUAUCACCUCAUCGGAUUCGUCGUCAGUUACCGAACACGCAGUUUGCAGGGACGAGAACAAAGCUCGUGAUGGACAACAAUUUAUGAAUUGGUUGGGUUUAAAUAUGCAAGACGAUAGUAUUCUGCAAAAUUAUAUGCAAACACACGCUCCAGGUUUUCGGACUGAAAUCCUCUUCGCUCAGGACAUAGGGUAUUACAUACGUCACUCUAUCACACACCGAGAACGUCUAUCAGGGCGGCUAAAAAGUAUGAUCAAGUACAAUAAGUCUGACAACAAAAAGGCUUCAGAGCGUGCCCAUAACUCUAAACCAGAAAGAAAAUUGCAGAUGUCAAUAAACCGUCGCUCAUUUUAUGAAACUGCACGAGCUAAAGGAGGAAUGCCCAUUCUCUAUUUAGCAGGCGUGUUCCAGACUACAGCUGACAUUUCCUCGUACCAGAAAAGACUCUUAACAGGUCAGACCUGUUAAGGACAAUGCUGACACUGCGAAUUUAUCCAGGAAAGUGGCUCUCGCUUGGUAUGUUUGCCAUGCGAAACAGCCACUUCUCGAACGAUAGUCAAAUUUUUUGGUACCUACAUCAGUCGUUCAGAUAUUGUCUUGAAAUGUUGCCGAUACUCUGCGACGAUAUGAGUACUGCAGAAAUGGGGGAAGGAUUCCUUAUGCAUUACUGUACGUUCAGCAAUACCAACAAAGGCACGCAGCAUUUAGUCGGACCAGCUACAACUCCUCCCCGACAGCUCCGACGAAAAGCUGAACAAUAUGUUCUGGAUAAAAUCCCCAUGUUCGUAUUGGUGCCAGAUGA
This is a messenger RNA of Folsomia candida, 2615 nucleotides long. RefSeq names its product GRB10-interacting GYF protein 2. Bases 524 to 2281 code for a protein of 585 amino acids. The transcript has 5 exons. Lineage: Eukaryota; Metazoa; Arthropoda; Collembola; Entomobryomorpha; Isotomidae. The record is from RefSeq and is a predicted model, not a curated record.